Molecule: messenger RNA, 2905 nt
Organism: Stegastes partitus (bicolor damselfish)
Lineage: Eukaryota; Metazoa; Chordata; Actinopteri; Pomacentridae
Gene: ublcp1
Product: ubiquitin-like domain containing CTD phosphatase 1
Exons: 11
Coding region: 216-1172 (318 amino acids)
Biological process (GO): protein dephosphorylation; regulation of proteasome assembly
Cellular component (GO): nucleus
Molecular function (GO): protein serine/threonine phosphatase activity; protein binding
Source: RefSeq, a predicted model, not a curated record
UGAACGGCAAACUUAAUUCAUUCAUUCAACUUUUCGACGAAAUUUGACAGUGUUUACCCAACAUUGCAUGUUAGCUGCUUCUACCAGGUGUGCAUGUUUGUCACUGUUGCUGGAAAUACUUGCUUAAAGGUGUGUGCACUUGUCUAUGAGCGUGCAUACCUAGCUUCAGCCGCAGCCCUGUGUUUGUGUGUGUGAGUGACGAGCCUGUGUGAGCCAUGUCGGUGUCAGUGAUCAUAAAGUGGGGAGGUCAGGAGUACUCCAUCAGUUCUCUGUCUGAGGAGGACACAGUGAUGGACCUGAAACAGUCCAUUAAGACCUUGACUGGGGUGCUGCCAGAGAGACAGAAACUACUGGGACUCAAGGUCAAAGGUAAACCUGCAGAGGAUGAGGUGAAGCUGGGCUCUUUGAAGCUGAAGCCUAACACCAAGAUCAUGAUGAUGGGCACCAGAGAGGAAAGCCUGGAGGAGGUUUUAGCCCCUCCACCAGAAAAUGACGACGUUGUCAAUGAUUUUGACAUCGAGGAGGAAGUCAUUGAAGUGGAGAACAGAGAGGAGAACCUGGCCAAAAUAGCCCGCAGAGUGAAAGACUAUAAGGUGGAGGAACUGAAUCCUCCCAGAGAAGGCAAAAGGCUCCUGGUACUGGAUGUGGACUACACACUGUUUGAUCACAAGUCGUGUGCAGAAACGGGUCAGGAGCUGAUGAGACCAUACCUUCACGAGUUUCUGACAUCCGCCUAUGAAGACUAUGACAUUGUGAUCUGGUCUGCUACAAGUAUGAAGUGGAUCGAUGCCAAAAUGAAAGAGCUGGGAGUGACAGACAAUCCAAACUACAAGAUUACGUUCAUGUUGGACAGUGCCGCCAUGAUCACUGUACACACCCCUAAGAGAGGGGUUGUGGAGGUGAAGCCCUUGGGUGUGAUUUGGGGGAAGUACGGAGAAUUUUACAACAGGAAAAACACCAUUAUGUUUGACGACAUUGGACGAAACUUCCUCAUGAACCCGCAGAAUGGACUAAAGAUCCGGCCCUUCAUGAAGGCCCAUCUCAACAGGGAGAAGGAUAGGGAGCUGUAUAAACUGGCUCAAUACCUCAAAGAAAUUGCCAAGCUUGAAGACUUCAGCGGGCUCAACCAUAAACAUUGGGAGAGGUACCUUUCUAAGAGGCAGCACCACUGAGGAGGAGCUGUAUCCUCAUCAAAGACUUGGGCUGGAUGCAACCAUCCCAUCAUCCAGUUCUCACACACAGAACACACGCACACACACUUGGCUAUUACAAGUCCUUGAUCCCGAACCUUACAAUUAAAUCCGACACUAACUCUGCAGCUGCCAACAGUCAGAGGUGCAGGACUGAGAUGGGCUUCCCAGUUUAUAUAUUUGCAUGUUCUCUGCCUCUCCCUAGUCUGGAACUUUUUCUUUUUUCUUUUCAAAAUAUGAUUUGCAUUUGCUACAAUAACACUGGCAGUGACUACCAGUCUGCAGCAUAGAUUGUAAAAUAUACCAAGCCUGAAGCCACACUGAUUUUGAGGAGACAAACUCCAGCUCAACCACCAACUUACGGUGUUCAGUCAGGUGUUAAACAUACAUGAUGAAUUCCACAGUUGCCUGGAAGUGUUUGAGAUCUUUUGCACCUGCUUGGUCUUCCAGAUGGGCGACAGCAUUUUCACAUAAUAGUAGUGUGAGGUUGCUUGUCACAAAAAACAAGGCAUACUCUCCUGUGACUGACCAUUCUCUCUGCUAUACCAAGCAAGUAAAAACAGAUACAAAUAUUAUUUCACCAUGCAUGGUUAAGGUCCGUAGGCAACUGAAGUGUUACAUAUUGUGUAUUCUGAAGAGACAGAUUGAACACUGAUCAGCCAAAAGGCAUUCAACAGCAAAGAAUAAGUAAGAGCAAGUUCAACAGCAAGUAAUCUGAAAGUGUUUUCAAGAAGCAAGGAUACAUCCACGAUUUAAAAAAAAAAAAAAAAAGAUUUUUGCGGCGUAUUUGGAAAGUCAACUUUGUUUAAAUUGAAGAAUAAAAGUGAAAUGUUGGAAUCGGAGAAUCAAAAUCAAAGAUAAAUCUGCGUCCUUGAGCGUCGAAAAGAAGCCUGAAACCUUCACAGUUUGACAUGCAAUAAUAUGCAAUAAUCCUUGAAGCUACUGUGAGAUUGAAGGCUGUUGAUCUUGAGUGAUUCAGGCUAAAAUACUUUCUUCAAAGCAAUUGUCUGUAGUGCAUGUUUUGAUUGGGGGGUAAAAAAAAAAUCUCGUUUUUACUUGUAUGCAGAGGCCAUUGCACACAGGUUGGUCAGUUGGAUGUUGUGUUACAUUUACACACUGUACACUCAUAGGUGGGGACAUUUCCACAGGCGGAUAGAUGUCUGUGUAUAUUUGUGUUUUUCUGUGCAUGUAAUUGUUACAUGCCAAAUCUGCUGCAUCACUGAACGCCGACACUCAAACGUGGAUCAGUUCCGUUUUUUUUUUUUUUAAUGCAGAAGUCAUUUAUUCUGUAUUCUCUUUAGAACUUCUUUUGAACGCCUUUGUUAAACCCAGAUGUUACUGAACAGAGUGAGGAUGAGGGAUGAUGAUGGGAAGGCCAGAAACAGACCAUACAAAACAUGUAUUGUAUGUUUUUUUCACAUGCCAGUAGCUUUUGAAAUAUCUCAGAACUUUUUGUCAACAUUUGUUUUAAGUUAUGGAUGAAAGAGUGGGAAUUUUAGGAGGUGCUCCACCUUAUAAGCAAGUAGUACCUGAAGCUCUUGUGAACAUCAGGGAUGUGAUUUUUCAGACUUUGUCAGGUCUACAGCUGUUUUAGAAAUUUAGUUCCGUUUUAUUUCUAGAGGAAUUUUUCUUGAGUUCUGCCUUUGUUGUGUUCCCCUUAUCACAGUCCAGACAUCUUGACUGUAAAUAUGACAAUAAACCUUUUUUGUACCAAU